ACUCGCCGGCGACGCGACGGCGCUCCGCCGCGGCACGGCGGCGGGUUUCGUCUCCUCCGCCGUUCAAAUCUUUUCGGUUUUGGAGAGAUGAAUCCUUCGUCGUCGUCGUCGUCGUCUCGCCGUCCUUCGAUGUUGAAGAAUUCGAGGAAGCUUGAUGCAAAUCCAUCUACAUCCAAGCACCAUGAAUUCACCGAUCAUCGGCCGAUCCAAGCUCAAUCUCAAUACCGUGGUUGUGCAAACAACAACAUUAACGGCGACCAGAAUGAGACCGUUUAUAUACCUAACAAGAUUUUUGUCGGCGGUUUGCCACCCGACAUAACAACCGAGGAGUUCAAGAGCUUCUUCGCCCAUUUUGGCACUAUUAUUGAUGCUGUACUGAUGUAUGAUCAUGCUCGGAAACUCCCUAGAGGUUUCGGCUUUGUCGUAUUCGACACCGCGGAGACCGUCGAGGGAGUACCGCGGAGUCAGUUUUAUAAGCUGAGGGACAAGAUUAUCGAAGUUAAAAGAGCGUUCCGCAAAGCUCACAACAAUAACAACAGCAGCAGAAACAAUAACUAUGCAGGCGGUCUCGCAGGAGGAGAUGCUUCUCCUAGCCGUCGAUAUGGCGUUCGCAUGAUGAACAGCUUCGGUUAUCCCGGUUAUGCAUACGGCGCAGGAUUUCAAAAUACACAAACCGCGUAUUGGAUAUAUGACCCUACUUAUUUGUACUAUCUUGGGUAUCAUCAGGGAUGCUGGAACAGCUGGAUGAAUGCGCAUUCUCUGCUAUCUGCAUUUCGUGCUAAUGGGGUCAGAACCUGGGGUGAUGUUCAUUAAAUGUUAAUGUUCUAUCAACCUCAUUGAUCAAGGUACCAAAUUUAACAUUCUCUUUGGUAAUCAUAGGUGAUUCUGAGUGUAAAUCAACUGUAAUUAUCUUUGUUAUGGUGGAAUAGGUGCAGAUGUUUCUCAUAGUACAUUAUUCAGAUGCAAUUGUAGAUGGCACAUAAUAAUAAUGUGAAUUUUGGAACUGUUCUAGAUUUCUCAAAGAUUAUCUAUUCUGAUUCUUUUUUCAUGUAUUAACCAGCAUAUGUAAAUUUUCUUGUGAGCUAAUUUGUUUUGGUUUGA
Ananas comosus (pineapple) is the source of this 1101-nucleotide messenger RNA. RefSeq names its product RNA-binding protein 1-like. Bases 88 to 813 code for a protein of 241 amino acids. The record is from RefSeq and is a predicted model, not a curated record. Gene Ontology annotation, molecular function: RNA binding. NCBI's taxonomy places the organism in Eukaryota, Viridiplantae, Streptophyta, Magnoliopsida, Poales, Bromeliaceae. The transcript is spliced from 3 exons.